Sitodiplosis mosellana (orange wheat blossom midge) is the source of this 818-nucleotide messenger RNA. RefSeq lists its product as uncharacterized. The coding region runs from base 98 to 565 and encodes 155 amino acids. NCBI's taxonomy places the organism in Eukaryota, Metazoa, Arthropoda, Insecta, Diptera, Cecidomyiidae. The transcript is spliced from 3 exons. The record is from RefSeq and is a predicted model, not a curated record.
AUUUUGAAGCAUUGUCCUUUGUUAUUUACUCCAGAAAGUCACCUUAUUCGCUAGCGCACACGGUAACCGUAAACAACAAAAAACCGAUAUUUCGACUAUGACCAAAACAAAAGUAGACGGUUGCGAUAAAUAUCAGAACAAAAUGAUUUAUGCUAAUGUUCCAGUCUCAGCAACUCCACCGACCGAUUUAUCAUCGAGUAAAAUUAUCAAAAUUUGUUAUGUAAUUCGUGUGAUUACUAUGACAUCGUCGUAUUGGAAUGGUGAUGCUAUUGUUGAUGUUCCAAUUACAAUUGGAACACAUCCAAUUCGGGAUAAUGUCGCAGAAAAUAUGACGUCGAUUCCGAAUAUCCCGUUUGUUUUGUCGGGCAACGUAGUUUCAUUGCAACCAUCGGAACUGCAGUCAGUCGAGGAAGAUGCACCACCAUAUUCAUCGCUUCUAACUUCUCCACCGCCUUUUCCUAAUGAUGAGCUUCCGACCUACGCAGAAGCUUUGAAUCCUAACGACGAAAACAUACUCAAACCAAUACAUCUCAUGCUCAAGCACUCAAACGAAGGCCAAUUGUGAUUUUUUUUCCUGUUUGUGCUCGUGCCUUUCGUGAAUGAGUGUUUUAUUUAUUUUUUUAAAUAAAAAUAAAUGUGCCCAAAAUAGUGUGACUUUUAGUGUCUGCUUCCAAUGCAAAUGUAUACAUUUAAAUUUUCGUUUGCUAUGUUAAUCUCCAAAAUAUCGAUGCGUCACAUCUACAAAAUACAAUCUACAUCGGAUGUUUCUAGUGAACAGACAAAAAACCAAACACAGACAUUCCUAACCAUUUGUGUGU